Molecule: messenger RNA, 4461 nt
Organism: Cladocopium goreaui
Lineage: Eukaryota; Dinophyceae; Suessiales; Symbiodiniaceae
Source: the annotation of a GenBank genome assembly
AUGACGUCGACCUUCGCUCCGCCGGUGGUUGAGAAAGAACAGCUCUGUUUGCCAGAGGAUUCAGUGUUAGAACCAGAGACCGCACCUUCCCGGGCGUGCAGGCCCUUGAGUCUUAGCGCGCAGCGCCGAAAAGCCGCACUACGGUGCACAACCAACACUGGUAGCGGAGCGGUGCAAGACGGGACCUACAGGUUGCCGCAUCCGCCCUACCUCGGGCAUAGCCCGGAGGAGGUCCUCGGUUCCUCUGAGGUCACCGGCCUCAGGAGGUCCAAGGUUCCUUCGAGGUCACCUGGCCUCAGGAGGUCCAACAUGCCGGACAAACGGUCCUGGCACUCUGGCCACGGUCACGGGUCACGACGGCCCGACCGACGAGAGGACCAUGGUGGAGACAGCGAGUACACCUACGAGUACCUCGAAGAUGAAGAGUCCGAACAAGAGGACGAGCCGAGGCAGGUGCGACCAGCACCUCCGGCAGCUUCCGCCGCGCCGGAACGGAAGCAGCGUAUGGAUGGGUCACACCGGCCCCCUACGCCUCCGCGGGAGGCGCGUGCGGCGGAGGUUCCACGCACGGUGCCGCGGGAGCCGCCUCCUCCUCCACCAAAGGAGAGGAAGGAAAAGAAGGAGAAAAAGAAGAAGGCGGACUCCAAGAAGGAGCACAAGUCCGAGAAGGACAAAAAGGGCCGUCGCGGUGACCCCCACGACAGGCGUAGCAGGUCAACAGGCCGCUGCCCUGCUGAGGAGCGGUCCACAAGGCGUAGCCGGUCACCGAGCCGCCGCCAUGGCCACCGGGAGCCACGGUCGCCGCCGCGAUCCCCGGUAGAACUGCGACGGGCGCCGGGACACAAUCCUUACCCGGAAGACAUGCCGUCAAUGAACACCGGUUCCUCGGGAAGUGGCAAUGCUGUAAGCCCAACCCAUGGUCCGCCCGACCUGGGGUCAGCUCUUGGCCCGGGUGACUGGGUGUGGGUGUCAUCCCCUGGGUACUGGGUGUUCGUGCCCCACGAAGUGCCCCACCAGAAGGGUCGCCACCAGUCCCCUGGAUGGGAAAGCGAAAAAGGGCGCCACAAAGGGAAGCGGCCCGAGUCCCCGAAGGGCUCGCCGAAAGGCCCUCCAAAAGGCCCGCCUAAAGGAAAAGGCAAAAAUCCCCCCAAAGGAAAAGAAUCCAAAGGGAAGGGGAAGAAGGGCAAAGGCAAGGGUCGCAAGAGGCGCAAAAACCGGCCUGGCCAACACCAAAGACGAAGGCAAGCCGAAGCAGCAGCACAGACCAGAGCCGAGGGAGGCCCGCGCGGACGGCGCCGCCGAUCCGACCGCGGUGGUGGUGACGAUGAUGGUCCGCCCCCCGCUGAAGCGGAAGGUGACGGCCGUGAUGCCAGAGACAUCCCCCGCCCGAGGGAACAUGGCCCAGGCGGUGGGGAUGGUGAUGAGCCCAGUGACGAUGAGGACGACGACGAAGGCGAUCAUGAGGGAAGGGCUGAGAGUGAGACCCUGACCCAUGACCCCGUCGUCGAGCCAUCAGAGCCCGAGACUCUGGAUCCAGGAGCGGCAGGUCCACACGGUCCUCCGGCUCCGGGUCCAAGAGGUGCCGGGUCACGCGCAAGCACGCCGUUGUUCCCUCCGAGACCCAUGGGGAGCCCGCCAGGAAGCUCCUUGGGAUCACGAACACGGCCGCGCCCAGCUCCGCCGAUCUUACCACCAGGAUCAGGCCGACGAUCCGCCAGAACUUCCGACAGCCGCGCACCCGCGUCGGUGACGCUGCCUAGUGGGUCUAAGUGGGAUCCACGCAUGGGUCCGGCCCCGGGCAUACGGUGGAAGUCAGGAGCUCCACCAGCACCGCCGAAGUACACGGCAGACGCGAAGGAAGUGGGAUCGUUCGACCGAUACUCCCGAAGAGUUCGGCUCUGUGCAAAACGCGCAUCCGGCUGGAUGACGGACGGAGACGCAGCGCUCCUCCUCGUCGAAAGCCUGAGCGGCGCAGCCGAGCGCGAGCUCGAGUUCACGCCCCUCGUGGAAAUCGAGAACGGUGGUGUGGAGUUUGUCCUCCAGCAAUUGGAGGCAAGCUCAAACGAGCACCUGGUCUACCGCAAGCACCACUACCUUCGACAAUGGGAAACUGUUCGACGGAAGGUUGGCGAGACCAUGCGUGCCUAUAUCCACCGGUUCGACCAGUUGCACAAGCAACUGAGCCACAUCGACGUGGACGUGAAGGCCACCUACAGCGGCGAAGCCCUCGGACAUCGCCUUCUGGAAAGAGCUGGUCUGUCCACCGAGCAGGCAAGGAUGGUGCUGAUCGGAUCCGGACAAAGCUUUGCGUACCCGUCCAUCCGCGACAGCCUCCUCCUGCAGUACCCGGACACCCUUCCGGUGCCGGCCAUUGGCAGUGGGCCAGGCAAAGGGAAAGGGAAGGGUGACAAGAAGGGUGCAAAGCAGGUCCACGUGGCCUCUCACGAGGAAGGCGGAGAGGAGCCGCCAGAAGCCGAAGAUGAGGACAAAGAAGUAGCAGAAAUAACAGCAGCGAUCGACGUCCUGACAGUGACGGCACAGAAGCUGAAAAAUAUCACCCAAGGACGUCGGUGGACCGACGGAAAAGGAACGUCGAAGGAUGGUGACAAGGGAUCCACCUCGACCUCAAAAGGGAAGCCCUCCUUCUCCACGAAAGGGAAGGGAAAGGGCAAAAGCAAAGGAGACACAGGCAAGAACACCUCGCGGGUCAACGUCUGCGAGACGGCCCAGGACGAGGGCGAUGCCGACGACGGAUGGGAAGAGGCAAAUGACGGAGACGAUCACUACGACAACGAAGAGCAAGAGGAUGACCAGUACGAGUCGUUCUUCGUCUUCAUGACCAGCCAUGAGGACACCUCGGUGGUGAACCCCUCUCCACAGGUGUCUCAGGUCCUGGCGGUGGCCCCCCAGUCCGCGGCAGGCCUGAUGGUCAUAGACACAGCAUGUCAAAAGACCUGUGUUGGCCGCGGGACAUACCUUGCCCACUGCGACAUCCUAAGGUCUUUCGGCCUGCGGUGUCAGUGGACGCCUGAAUCAGAGAAUUUCCGAUUCGGCGCCGGAGGUCCGCAACAGUCCUCCAUGCUGGUGGCAAUACCAGCUGGGGUGGAAGGAGAAGCGAUGGUCAUUCUGGCCUCUCUCCUGGACGCCAGCAUCCCCCUCCUGGCCUCACUGCGACUGCUGAGCCAGCUGGGUGCUGUGCUAGAUCUGCCCAAACAAAGUUGCCGCCUCCACAAGAUCGGAGUGACGGUACAACUGGCUAAGACACUUGGUGGCCACUUAGCCUUACGUGUCACCCAGUUCCCCAAGGAGGGAAUGCCACGGUCCGCAGACAUGUGGCACCACAAACGACAGCCCGGUGUCGAAGUCGUGCUCGACCCUGCAAAAAGCGCCGCCUCCGCCGACGCUGACGCAAGGGGAGAGUCCGAAAGCACCAAGCACAUCACACACAACACCGGGAUGGCAGAAGGGACUCACGUCCUCGCCGCAGCUGUCUCAGGCUCAAGCUCAGAAGCCCCAAACAGCACCGCAAGUGUCGGGAAUGCCGCCCGGACACGUCGCGCCCUCGCCUCCGCAAUGGCUUGUGGCAUGGCGCGAGGUGACGGUGGGUCUCCUGACGUUGCUCCCCCGUUUCCUACGACUGGCCACUCAGUGCCGUCGACUCGGAGUAGAGCCAGUGACCAGCAUUCUACGCCGUGGUCUGGCCCCCGAGCUGACGCCGGAGAACUGCACACACCCGAGCAACCUGAUGCUCCGGUACGGGAAUCGGCACGGCAGGUUCACGAGGUGCGCAAUGUGCGGCGCCCGGUGGCGCUGGGACGAAGCCAUGGGCUGCUGGCUCUCCUUGUCAGCAUCCUCGCGCUCGUCACUGCCACUUCCGAGCCGGGACAAUACCUUCCCAGCUGCUACGGCGAGCAAGGCAAAGGCCAAGAACAAGGCGAAGGCCAGGGCAAAGGCGACUUCCGCGAGUUUCCCGACCCGCGAUUUCUCGCCGCCGACCCGCACACGCCAAGCUCCACAAGAGUUCGAUCUCCAGAGCGUCAUGAGCCAAGAAUUUCCGGACGACCAGAGCGAAGUAUUCGACUGGAACCAGCCCAGCGACUAGGGCUGAAGAAAGGUCAACGGAAGCAGCUCGCUGCACAGGCUCGACGGGCCCAUCAGGUCCUCAGCCUGGAGUACGCCAUUCUUGGAAGCGAGUUGGCGAAAGCAGCUGACGCCCGGCGGAGAGUAACACAUAGUGCCGACUUCCUACAAAUGACGCCAUGUGAAAGGGGUGAGAACCUCACGUCUGCAGGACUACGCUCCCCACAAGAGCAAUGGGACAUCGCGACACAUCGUGGUCGCAAGCAGUGGGUCGAGUCCUUGAGGUAUCACAAACCGGCCACUUGUGGUCGCGGUCAGACUGGCCGACUCCCCCUCACAUGGAACACCGGAAGUGAUCAACUCGGUCCUCCGAACUGUUGA